AUGUCUUCCUAUCACCAGAACCCUCCUUCGCGGCUAGCUAAGACAGCGAAAGGAAUCCAAUGGAACUCUUGGUCUCUCGGCGCUGCCACAGUGCUUGCCGGUCUUACGGCGCAGAGCUUGCUUGCUUCUGGGCCUGUCCCCAAGCCAAGCCCCUCGAUUGAGUCGUGCUUGGGCAACGUCUGCGCCGGCAGGACAGAUUGCGUCCAGUUCCCCAACCAAAAGAACGCCAGCAAGGCUACUUCUUGGAUGGCUCCGUUCAACCUGGGCCAGAUUGUCACUCCCACCGCCAUCGUGAGACCCAAGGAUGCCCAAGAGGUCGCAAGCGUUGUGAGAUGCGCCAUCAAGCAUGGUGUCAAAGUUCAGGCAAAGUCAGGAGGCCAUGGAUGGGGAAACCACGGCCUCGGAGGUGAAGAUGGUGCCAUAUCGGUAGACAUGGAGCACUUCCAAUACACCCAAGAUGCUGGAACGAACAACAUCCGGGUUGGCGGUGGCACAAGACUAAGCCAAAUCGACGAACACCUGAGCGGCGCCCAGCGAGCCAUCCCUCAUGGAAUGUGCAUGGGCAUCGGAAUUGGCGGCCAUGCUACUGUGGGUGGCCUAGGUCCAAUGUCUCGCAUGUGGGGUACCACCCUCGAUCACGUAGAGGAAGUUGAGGUCGUCACGGCGAACGCGACUAUUGUCCGCGCGAGCUCCAAGGAGAACUCCGACCUUUUCUUCGCUAUGAGAGGAGCCGGCGCAGGAUUUGGCAUCGUCACCGACUUCGUCAUGAGAACUCGCCGGGCGCCAUCAAGCGCUCUUCACUUCAACCAGAGUUUCUCCUACAGCCACCCUAAAGAAAUCGCCGAGGUUCUCCUCACCUGGCAAUCUAUCGCCACCGACCAAACCCUCGACAAUCGCUUCAGCACGGAGAUGGUAUUCGGUCCUUCGGGAGCUCGCAUCUCCUCGACCUGGUUCGGCUCAGAGGCAGAGCUCUACCAGACUGAUAUUCUCAACCGCGUUCAGUCCAUCGGUGGAUCUCUCGCCACUCGUCAAGAAACCUGGAAUGGUUCUCUUGCCCGUCUUGCUGCCGAGGAGGCCCUUCAUACGGCACCCACCCCGAACAAGCUUUAUUCAAAGAGUUUGGGCUUGAGCAGCAGCCACAUUUUGUCCAAUUCAGAGAUUGCCAGUCUUCUCGCAAGUCUUCCGGCUGAGCUUAUGGCUGAAGAUUGGUCCAUCAAGUUUCAAGCAGCAGGUGGUGCUGUUGCGGAAGUCCCUGUUGGCAGCACAGCCUACGCUCACAGGGACAAGGUCAUGUUCUACCAAUCCUAUGCACCUGACGCUUUGAACACUACUCGCGCCAGCCUUGGAGAUUUCCACAGGAAGCUGUUGAAUACUCUUCCUAACGCUGCUGGCACCUACCCAGGGUUUGUGGACGCGGAGCUGAGAGCCCCUCAAAGUUCAUACUGGGGGUCUGGUCUUGCUGUUCUGGAAGAAAUCAAGGCACAAUGGGAUCCGGAGGAUGUAUUCCACAACCCCCAGAGUGUUGCCGCGCGAGUUUAA
Molecule: messenger RNA, 1539 nt
Organism: Colletotrichum orchidophilum
Lineage: Eukaryota; Fungi; Ascomycota; Sordariomycetes; Glomerellales; Glomerellaceae
Exons: 5
Coding region: 1-1539 (512 amino acids)
Molecular function (GO): oxidoreductase activity; FAD binding
Source: RefSeq, a predicted model, not a curated record